AGCUUACUAAAUUUUCCAUUAUACAAAACCUGGACCUUGUAUCAUUUGACGUUGCUGGCUGAUGGAAACUGGAGGUGAUAACAAAGAAACAGGUAAACAUGAUUUGCAUCAGACAUCUCAAUCAAAGGAACAAGAACAUGAAAUCACAAAUAAUAGCCAUUUGGACGACAAAGCUCAUCCUUCAUCAUCAACACCACCAUCCCAAAACCCUUCUGAUGCAUCAGAAUCAUCACAGAACAAAUCAUCUAAAUGUGAGACUAUCCCCACAAACGUUGAAUCACAUACACCAACAAAAUCUGGUGAAGAUGAUGAUGUUCAAAAUAGUUCUAUUAUUCCAAAACAUGAACAUGGUGAGGUGGCAGUAACGGAAGACAACCAAGGAUCAUCAGAAAUACAAAACCCUCCGGUGCAAGUGAUGGAGCGUCCGGGUGAAUCAGGAACCUCUCCUCAGUACGUUUUUCCAUCCCAUGUCUUCUCUAAAAGCAACGCAAACUCCACAGUGGAAUGGAGCACUGCCUCUAAUGAAUCACUGUUCAGCAUUCACAUGGGAAACAUGAGCUUCUCAAGUGAAUUGGUUUGUUUUAAAUCCGGUGAGUUGGAUAAGUCUGGUGAUGUGUCCAUGCAUGAUCAUCAGCCUAUAAUAAACGCUUCACCACCAACUCAGCAGCCAGAUGCUCCACCAGCAGAGAACAAAUUCAAUGAUAUCAGCAAAAUAACUUAUGAACUACAAUUGCUACACGAAAAAAGUUCGAAAGCUACUGAAGCAAAAGCUGCUGAGACUAUGAGAGAGGUUAUAAUGGAAAGUAGUCGAACCACAGAGAAUGUUGGUAAAGGGGAUGAUAAGGCUUCCAAUUCCUGUCGCCAAUCAAAUGGCAGCACCAAUUCCUACUCGUUUCAAUCGUCGAAAGGUCGAGAUAAAAGUGUUUCAUCCAAGGGUGCUGCUGGAGAGAAGCAAAAUCAACAGAAGCAGUCAGAGGAAGAUGAAACACCAAAUGCAGCUGAUCAGGCCCCGAAAUCAUCCACAAAUGCACCAAAUAAAUGGCUGAAUUGCUUUUCGUGCUUUACGUGCUGUAAUUAGGACACAUUAGGAGAUCAUUAUAUUACAUCAGAAUCUCUUUGUCUUUUGGCAUAACCGUUACCUAUUUCUAUGUCUUAUUAAGUCAGUAUCAUGCAUAAUCUACAUAGCAGAGUAGCUCUAGUCAGAUAGUUUUAAUUAUACUUUUAUUUGUCAUGUUUCUUCUG
Molecule: messenger RNA, 1242 nt
Organism: Glycine soja
Lineage: Eukaryota; Viridiplantae; Streptophyta; Magnoliopsida; Fabales; Fabaceae
Exons: 2
Coding region: 62-1078 (338 amino acids)
Source: RefSeq, a predicted model, not a curated record